Molecule: messenger RNA, 3024 nt
Organism: Peromyscus maniculatus bairdii (prairie deer mouse)
Lineage: Eukaryota; Metazoa; Chordata; Mammalia; Rodentia; Cricetidae
Source: RefSeq, a predicted model, not a curated record
CGUCGGAGGGCCCCCGGGGCCCCGUCACCCAUGCAUGGCUCGGUGGGGACGGGUGGACCCCGGGCAGCCUGCUGUCACCUGCCGAGCGAGCGAGCUGCUGCGGGAGCCAGGAGAGAUCUAGGGGAAGGUGGAAGCGUCCGCUGCCCGCGCGUUUCCUUCGCUGCGGCUGCUGUGUGAGAAAACGGCUGUGGGUGUUCUCGGGCCCUUGCAUCACCGAUGCAAAAGGCCGGUGCUGGUUCUUCAGAAUGAAGCACUUUAUCCGCAGCGGCGCUCCUACACCAGCGAGGAUGAGGCCUGGAAGUCUUUCCUGGAAAACCCUCUCACGGCGGCCACCAAAGCGAUGAUGAGCAUCAAUGGCGACGAAGACAGUGCCGCCGCCCUGGGCCUGCUCUAUGACUACUACAAGGUCCCCAGAGAGCGCCGGGCAUCCGCAGCCAAGCCAGAGGGGGAGCACCAGGAUCCAGAACACAGCAAACGAACCAGCAUGCCGAAUGUGCCGGAGCAGCCCCUCAUUUCUGCUGGCGAAAACAGGGUGCAAGUGCUGAAGAACAUGCCCUUCAACAUUGUCCUCCCCCACGGCAACCAGCUGGGCGCCGAUAAGAGAGGCCACCUGACGGCUCCUGAUACAACAGUCACUGUCUCCAUAGCAACCAUGCCUCCCCACUCCAUCAAGACCGAAAUCCAGCCGCACGGCUUUGCCGUGGGGAUCCCCCCAUCCGUGUACCACCCUGAGCCCGCCGCCGCCGCCGCCGAGCGUGUGGUGGUGUUCGACCGCAGCCUCAGCACUGACCAGUUCAGCUCCGGCACUCAGCCUCCCAACGCUCAGCGGAGGACCCCAGACUCCACCUUCUCAGAGACCUUCAAGGAGGGCGUUCAGGAGGUUUUCUUCCCCUCGGACCUCAGUCUUCGGAUGCCGGGCAUGAAUUCAGAGGACUAUGUGUUUGACAGUGUUUCUGGGAACAACUUUGAGUAUACCCUAGAAGCCUCCAAGUCGCUUCGACAGAAGCAAGGGGACAGCACUAUGACUUACCUGAACAAAGGCCAGUUCUAUCCAGUCACCUUAAAGGAAGUGAGCAGCAAUGAAGGGGUCCACCACCCGAUCAGCAAAGUUCGAAGCGUGAUCAUGGUGGUUUUCGCCGAGGACAAAAGCAGGGAAGACCAGCUGAGACACUGGAAGUACUGGCACUCCCGCCAGCACACGGCCAAGCAGAGGUGCAUUGACAUUGCCGACUACAAAGAAAGCUUCAAUACUAUCAGCAACAUUGAAGAGAUCGCUUACAAUGCCAUUUCCUUCACCUGGGACAUCAACGACGAAGCGAAGGUGUUCAUCUCCGUGAACUGCUUAAGCACGGAUUUCUCUUCUCAGAAGGGCGUGAAGGGCUUACCGCUCAACAUCCAGAUCGACACCUACAGCUAUAACAACCGUAGCAACAAGCCGGUCCACAGAGCCUACUGCCAGAUCAAGGUCUUCUGCGACAAGGGCGCCGAGCGGAAAAUCAGGGACGAAGAGCGGAAGCAGAGCAAGAGAAAAGUUCCCGAUGUUAAGGUGCAACUGCUUCCCUCACACAAACGGACGGACAUCACGGUGUUCAAGCCCUUCCUGGAUCUGGAAACCCAGCCGGUCCUCUUCAUCCCCGAUGUGCAUUUUACCAACCUGCAGCGGGGCAGUCACGUUCUUCCCAUCCCCCCUGAAGAUCUGGAAGGUGAAGGGUCUGUCUUGAAAAGGGGGCCCUUUGGAACCGAGGAUGACUUCAUAGUGCCUCCACCUACAAAGCUGACCCGGACAGAGGAACCCAAGAGAGUGCUGCUCUAUGUCCGAAAGGAGUCCGAAGAAGUCUUCGAUGCUCUGAUGCUCAAGACGCCGUCUUUGAAGGGCUUGAUGGAGGCAAUCUCAGACAAGUAUGACGUCCCCCAUGACAAGAUUGGGAAAAUAUUUAAGAAGUGCAAAAAAGGGAUCCUGGUGAACAUGGACGACAACAUCGUGAAACACUAUUCCAAUGAAGACACCUUCCAGCUGCAGAUUGAAGAAGCCGGCGGCUCGUACAAGCUCACCCUGACGGAGAUCUAAGGGUGCAUCACUGGAACCUUUCUUGCAACUUCCUUGGACGUCUCGACUGCCUUUCUUAAGAAGAACUCCAGUGGGUGACCGUGCGGGGUUAUCUCAGUUAAAGCUGCGUUGUAUAUAAGUGCAAUAUCGUUCUGAAGGUCUGCCUGUAAAUGUGUACAUACAUGUCCGAUACAAAUCUAUAAUAUAUAAAGACGGUAUCUGUGUACAGAUAGUGAAGGCAAACAGGAAGAUCUGCUUUGAAAACCCUCCCCCAGAGAAGAGGCUAUUUUGGAUAACGUGGACCAAGCAGGUAGAAAGCAUCUUCCCAAACACGAGCAAGUGUUCCCUAGUGUAGCAAAAAGCCAUCCCGGGUGGCAGAGACGCCUGCUCUGGAGCGUGUCGUCAUCACGUGGGCUUCUGCAGCCUGAGUGGGACUGAGGGAAGACUCGCUGCAGCCACCGUGUGGGGUGUGCAUGCAGAUGUCAGCAAGCUGUGCCCUGCCGAGUCCCGGCUGUCAUCCCGCCAGCCACGCGUCCCCAAAUGGGCCGACUUCUGCGACUGCCACCUUUCCGAGCUUUCAAGCCUUGGCUGCCGUGUGUGCCACCUAGAAAGCUCUCGUGGAUUUACGCGACUGUGGCAGGAGAAUGUUUUAUAUACACUUAAAUAUUAAAAAAAAAAAAAAACCAAAACUUUACAAUGUAAUUUUAUAACAAAUCCUGUAACAGAAAUACAAUUGCGGGUCUCGGUAGGUUCAGGGAGCUGGAGAAGGUCACUUGUAUGACUAGGAUGUUAGCUGUAUACGUAGGUAAAACUGUUCUAAUGAAGUAUGUGAGCAAAAGAGCUGGUUUUCUAAGACGGGAUACGGGUCACAUAACACUAUUUUAUAUUUUGUUUUAAUGAAAUCAGUUUUACUUGUUUUAAUUGUAUCGUUGAACGUGUUUUAAACUAAAGGGAUUGAAUUUUGUAUAUCUAUUUCA